Messenger RNA from Pediculus humanus corporis (human body louse), 1452 nucleotides. RefSeq names its product Islet cell autoantigen, putative. The coding region runs from base 1 to 1452 and encodes 483 amino acids. Gene Ontology annotation, biological process: regulation of transport. The record is from RefSeq and is a predicted model, not a curated record. NCBI's taxonomy places the organism in Eukaryota, Metazoa, Arthropoda, Insecta, Psocodea, Pediculidae. Gene Ontology annotation, cellular component: Golgi apparatus. Gene Ontology annotation, molecular function: protein domain specific binding. The transcript has 9 exons.
AUGAAUUCCUACCAAGGACAAUAUUUUAGAGAUGCCGCGCCAGACUCUACUAUUACCAAAGUUGAACGACAUUAUUGGAUAACAAAGCAAAAUGUUUUUAAAAAAAUUGGAAAAAAAGAAGAUGAUUGUGUAGUUGCUUGUGAUGCUGAACUUGAUGCAAAAUUGGAGCUUUUUAGAUCUAUUCAAGAUAGUUGUUUAGAAUUACACAAAAUUAUAGAUCAAUAUCAAGAAAGAAUUUGUUGUUUAGCACAGGAACAAAACUCAAUGGGUAGAUUUUUAAAAGAAGCUGGGAAAAUAGACAAAACAAGAGCUGGAAAAAUGAUGACAAAUGUAGGAAAAUCUCUUUCAUUUUCCGGACAACAACAGCUUAUUUUGAGAACUCCUCUUCUAAGAUUAUCUCAGGAAGUUGAAACUUUCAGGCAAAGGGCAAUUUCAGAUACAUUGUCUACAUUAAAAGCUAUGGAAAAGCAAAGAAUUGAAUAUCGAGCUGCUCUUAGCUGGAUGAAAGACGUCUCUCAAGAGUUGGAUCCAGAGAAACAUUUAGACAAAUUUCGAAAGGUUCAGGGCCAAGUAAGACGAAGCAAAAUGAGAUUUGAUAAAUCCAAAUUAGACUGCCUUCAAAAAAUUGAUUUGUUGGCAGCAGCUCGCUGCAAUAUGUUUUCUCAUGCUCUUGUUCUUUAUCAUAAUAACCUUUUACAGUAUUGUGAAAAAACUUCUAAUGCUUAUCUAACAAUUGCUAACAGUUUUAAAGGAUAUCAGCAUUAUGAUUUUUGCGUGAUUAAAGAAUUGGCAGAACCGUCUUUAAAACUAGCAGAACAAUUACAAACCAAUGAAAACAAACCGAGUGAGGGUGAAUCUGAAAAACAAGAAGAGGAUAAAGACAUCUUACUGUUUUUCGACUCUGAAUAUAAAGAUGUUGCAAGCGAAGAAAAAAAGUCGUUACAAGAAUCUAAAAAAAUAAAUCCUGAAGAAUGUGCUGUUGUAGCUCCCGUUUCUCAACCUCUUUUAGAUUUAGAAAAUCUCACACUGACAAACGAAACGAGCGAUUCUUCAAACGGAAUACAAUUAUUAGGUGAUAUAUUUGCCGACAAAGGAAUCGAUGAAAAUUGGUCGAAAGAAUGGGAAGAACUUUUCCAAGUUAAAGACGAGUCGGCUAAAUCAUUUUCAUCAAAAGAAAUUAAAGAAGAAUUAUGCGGUGAAAUUCAAUUGACAUCAAACGAUAAUUCAAAUUGUUUGCCUUCUACUUUACUUAACAAAAUGCAAUUAAGAAGAUUGCAGCCUGAGAAGUUUAGUGCUCAAGAUUCGAGCUUACAAAUGCCUCAAAAGAAUCCAAAAUCUGGUAAAGACAUGUCUACCUGGUUUAGUUUAUUUGCAGAUUUAGAUCCAUUAGCCGAUCCAGAUGCUGUUGGAAAAAAAUUAGAGAAUUCGGAUCAGAAAGUUUCUCCAGUGUGA